This is a messenger RNA of Gregarina niphandrodes, 732 nucleotides long. RefSeq lists its product as hypothetical. Bases 1 to 732 code for a protein of 243 amino acids. Lineage: Eukaryota; Apicomplexa; Conoidasida; Eugregarinorida; Gregarinidae. The record is from RefSeq and is a predicted model, not a curated record. The transcript has a single exon.
AUGAAAGGAGGGCGAUCGUCCGAAAACAAGUUGACAGGCGAGGCAUUACUGGCUUGGGGCAUGGCCAUGAUGGGUUGUGCGGACCGCAACGGCAGGGACGUGCCAUUUAAGGCGGACGUGGAGGACGUGAUGGUGGGCAGCGAGUGCGUCGGCUGCGGGAGGGUCGGCAAGAGUGUCGGCGAGAAGGGUGUGGCUGAGCUGACGCCGGACGAAGUGAAGGACAUGUACUGCGAACUCCCGGUGUUCCUAAGUUGCGGCCGCGUUUCGUUCAGGUUAUACCUGGCGAUCGCGAUUGAAGUGGUCACUGAUUUGAUUGCUACGCAUCGCAGCAAGGGGGGUUCGAUUCCCUUAGUCAAAACGCUCAGCCAAAUAAUACUUCCCAUGCAGAUUCCCGUGGACCCGGUUGAUGUGAUCAAAGACAAGGUCGUGGCCAACACCCUCUCUCUCCGAACGAGGCCUCAGUUAUACUUCACAACAGACGCCCUGAAAACCACGGCCAGAACGAUUGAAAAAAUUGAGCCACAAGUCGGUGUCUCCAAGGGUGAAUCCCUGUCCAAGGAGGACAAGGAUGCCAUCCGCAAGGCCGUUGGAGCCGAGGACGUGAAAAAUUAUGAGGACUGGAGGCAAGACCUUCUUGCCGUGUACCGCAAAAUCUUCAAGACCGAGUACACGACGCAAACCUUUGUGAACCACAAGGCCCGUAACGAAUUGGCUUGGAUGAUUUCCAGCUGA